ACAAUUAAAGUAGUGUCUCUGGCAAACAGUAGUAAAUUAGCAAUAUAAAAUGCUAUCUACAGUUUGCUUACUUGCUCAAAUAUUCACAGUUUGUCAAUUGGCAACAAUUUCGGAAGACAACAUUUAUAGCUGCGAAAAAAUUCUUCACAGUAAACCCGUAACAUCUUGUUGGCAAUGCAAGGAAGGAAGUAUUCCAUCAAAAGACAAAUUGACUUGUUUAGAUUGUCCAGAAUUUUGUACAAAUACUGGAUGUCUAUUGGAUAAUCAGGGUAAAACUAUAUGUAAAUCUUGUAAAGAACAUUACUACUUAAAGGAAAAUACAUGUUUUGCAUGUUCCAAUGGGUGUAAAAAUUGUACAAGUUCAAGUAUAUGUCUAGAAUGCUAUUCAAAUUAUGCUGCAAGUGAUUCUACUAAAGAAUGUAUCAAAUGUCCCACAAAUUGCAACAAGUGUACAUGGAAUUUUAAAACUUCUCUAGUUGAAUGUAGUAGUUGUAACCCACUCUAUACUCUGAAAGAUACUACAUGCAUAGCUUGCGGAUCCAACUGUAAAUCUUGCACAUACAGCAAAGAUAAAGGAGUAAGUUGCAGUUUAUGCCAAAAUGAUUCGUAUAAACAAGUUGAUAGCAACAACAUAGCAACGUGUAAACAAUGUUCCAGUUCUAUAGCUGACUGUUUAAAAUGUUCGGAUAAGGAUACUUGUACAGAGUGUCUCUCAAAGCAAUAUGCCAUAACAACAUCAAAGAAAUGCGAAAAAUGUAGCUCCAUCAAUGAUCAAUGCAUUGAAUGCGAUGCGAGUAGUGGAACGAAUGUCUGCAAAAAAUGUAAAUCUGGAUUCUAUGUUAAGAGUGGAAGCUGUGAAUCAUGUCCGAGAAACUGCGAUACUUGCUCUGAAAGUGGUAAUGUUGUCAAAUGUACUAAAUGCCUUCGUGAGUACAUACCAAUCAAGGCUAAGAUAUGCGAUAGAUGCCCCGAUAAUUGUCAAGAAUGUGAAAUAUCUAAUAAUAAACUUGUCUGUAAAUCUGGUCGUUGUUUACCAACAUACGCCCUCGAUUUGAAUGGACUGUGCUCAAAAUGUCCAAGUAAUUGUAAUGUUUGCAGUUGGAGUUUGUCAAAUUCUAGAACUGAGUGUAGUGGUUCGGAAAAGAGUCAUUCCUGCAUUGAGAGCAGCAGUGGAAAUUCUUGGGUAAAAAAGAAUGAUGGAACAUGCUCAGCCUGUCCAAAUAGUUGUAGUAAGUGUCAUUUCGAAACAAGUGAUCAAACAAAAACUCUCUGUUACCCUUCAAAAUGCCACUUGGGAUAUGGGUAUGACGAUGAAACCGGAAAUUGCGUACAAUGUCCUUCCGGUUGCGACUACUGUAAAAAGAGAUCAACUGGUGUAGUUUGCCUGAAAUGUAAUGGUAAAUACGCUCCCAAGUACUCAUCGAUUUCAACUAUAGAAUCAUGUUUACCCUGCUCAAUUCAAAAUUGCGAAUAUUGUGAAGUGAUCAAUGGAGAAGCUCAGUGUUUAAGAUCACCUUGUGCUUCUAAAGCAACAAGUUCCCAGAAUAAAAAAUAUAAAUUUUCAACUAAAACUUGUGAUUCAGAUUGUCCAGAAGAUUUAGCUUGUAAUACUGGAAUGAUCAAUGAUGAACACGACAUCUGCUUUUGUAGAUCCUGUCCAAAGGGGAGCGUUGUCAUAUUAGCUGGUCAAUCGGCAGGAAUUUGUGCAAGUUGCGGAAAUGGAUGCGAAGAAUGCGUAUUAAAUUCAGACCAGACAGAUAUUGAAUGUAAAACUUGUACAGUAGGUCAAUGGGUGUCUGUUGAAAUUGGUGGUAUUUUAAAAAGAGGCUGUUACGAUUGUAACCAAGCAACACUUCAAUGUAAAACAUUAGAAUUAGUAGGAAAUGUAUGCAGGUGUAAAAGUGGGGGUUGUAUUGGUGACCAAACAGAUAUAACAAAACAGACUGUACUGCAAGAAGAUUCAAUGUCAACUUAUAGAAAAUGCAAAGCUUGCUCUGAGCAGUAUCCUAAUGGAUUAUGGUGCUCUGGAAAAUUAACUGGAUCUCCAGCCCAUGCCCUUGAAUUAUGUCAGUAUAGUUAUGUUGAAAAUCCAGCAUCGCCCAAUAGUUGCUUAGAAAUACAAGAUUCUUGUAUCGACUGGAGCAAUACAGAGGGAGCUUCUGGAAAAGUAACAUGUUCAUCUUGCUUUAGUUCACAUUUGACUACAGGCCAGUGUACACCUUGCACAGACAACUGUGUAUCUUGCAUUGUAGAUGGCCCUUCUCAAUAUUGCUUAAAGUGUAUAGAUGGUAUGUCAGGAAGGAACUGUGCACCUGGUAAGGCCACAUGUACAGAGAAGCCACCCAAUUGUGAGGAAAUUUUACAAGAGAAGAGGGGUUCCGUAUGUGAGUGCACUAAAUGCUUAAGUGGAUUUGCAAUCAAACAAUUUCAUGCUCUAUUUGGUUCUGCUUAUAGGAUUGGACUGGAAUGUGACCCAGAGACCACAUCAUCAGUAAUACCUGGUUGCCAUCAAAAGUAUAACAGCCCAACAGGAACUAUAUGCACUAGGUGUACUGAUAAUUAUGUUUUAGAUUCCGAUAUAUGUCAACCAGGAAUUCCCAAUUGUAAAGCUUCAUAUAGCUUUUAUAAAGAUCCAGCAGGAGGAUCAUCAAAAGUUCCUGGAUGUAAGGUUGCAAAACCUAAUUAUAUUCUAACUCCUGGAAGUACUAGUUCUAUUAUUGCUGUUCCAACUGCAAAUCAAGGUGGCACUGCCUGUAAAGGUUAUGUAGCUGCCUCCGGUUCUUUUGCAGCAGAUAAGAGUAGAUGUGGAGCUUGUACUGUUGGGCAUGUUCUUGACUCUGGAAAUGCUAUUAAAUACGAAUGUUUCCCUUGUUCUGCCUCAAAUCUGGAUCAUUGUAUAUUUGCAGUGGUAUCAGAAGGUAAAUGCCUUUGUGGAAGAUGUAGAGCUGAUACAGCCGAUAAAAUAUAUUUUAAACAUCCAAGUCAACCUGGUUGUAUUGAAACUUCAAAAAUUACUGAUUGCACAACUCACAGCAUCAGAUUGAAAAAUGGUCAAUACAGUGUGAGUUGUUCUCAGUGCUCAACUGGUUCUGUCGCUAAUGACUACUUUUCAUGUAUUCCAUGUACAAAACUAUGCACUGGAGGAACAAAAGUUGGCUGUAUUUGCGAUUGUUCUGCAGUUGGUUUCGUAAAUAGCCAACAGACUGACUGCAUCAGUUGCUUAGUAGCUAGUAAACCAUUUUGCGCAGAAGUAGAACUUGAUAACAACAUAUGCAAAUGUAAAAAAUGUAACCCUAAUUAUGCACUAACAGCUGAUAGGUCAGGCUGUGUUAGCUGCCAAACUGGUCCUGGUGGUGCAACAUCUAAUUGUGAAGUUUGUAAUUUAGCUGUGACCAGCCCACUAAAUGAAGUUAUUGCGUGCACACAAUGCAGUAGCGAUUAUACAAUAUUGCAAUCUUCGUCACCUGCAACAAAUCCAACUUGUACUAAAUGUCACGAAGGCUGUUCAAAAUGUAGUGCUGAUUCAUCUGGCAAUACAAAAUGUACCAUUUGUAAAGUUGGCUACAUAUUGAGCAAUUCUGGUACUUGUAUUCAAUGUCCACAAAGUCCGGCACCAUGCACUGAAUGUAGGUUGGACCCUUCAGAUCAAACAAGAGCAAUAUGUUUAGCUUUUGGCUGUUCAACUGGAGCUUUUAGAGAUGCAGAUUUCACAUGUGAAUCAUGUACAAUAAGUGAUUGUGAAAUUUGUAUUAGAAACAUUGAAGGCAAUUUAAAAUGUCUGAAAUGUAAUAAAGGAAAUUUUUUGGAAAGUAGUGGCUCUUGUCAAAAUUGCGUAGCCGGAUGUGAUUUUUGUCUAGAUGCUACUUCCUGUAUUCCUAAUGGCUGUAAACUUGGAUUUACAAGGCACAGAACAAAUGGACAGUGUAUACCAUGCUCAACAGAUAAUUCUGUUGCAAGAUGCUCUUAUAAAGAUGCAGUUAAUGAAACACUCAUACCAGAAGAGUGUAUGAAAGGAUACAAAUUGAACACAACUCAAUCUCCAGCAUCGUGUAACAGUUGUAGUCCAAAUUGUGAAAAUUGCGAAAUAAAUGGACAAGGUAGAUGCGAUUCUGGAAACUGUAAAUCUGGUUAUUUUUACAAUGAUGACGAUCAACAAUGCUACGAAAAAAGAUACGGUUGCUUAAAUUCAGUAAGAAAGAAUGAUCAGACUGUGUGUACUUCUUGCGAUCUAUCAACUCGUGUUUUGGUUGGUAAUUCUUGCAUUUUCUGUCCAACUGGCUGUAAUGGAUGCUCCUAUGAUUUCACAAUAAAAAAAUUUACUUGCUCCAAUUGCAAUUCUAAAUAUUACAAGACAGAUGAGAAUUUAUGUUCAUUAUGUCCAGAAGGAUGUGAAGAUUGUUCAUUAAGUGAUGGAACUGUUACCUGUACAAAAUGUCUUCCUAAGUACGGAUUGAAAGGUUCAAUUUGCAGUAAAUGCGGAUAUAAGGAAUGCCAAUCUUGCGAAAUGAUUUCCGGUAGCACAACUCUAGUAUGCUCAACAUGUUCAAACAGUUAUUAUUUAAAUGAUGUUGAAUGUGGACAAUGUCCAAAAUUUUGUCAGGAAUGCUCCUAUAAUGAAGAAUAUAAAUGCUCUCAAUGCUAUGAUAAAUAUGUUCUGGCAAAUGAUGGUAAAUGUCUACCUUGUCCAUCAAAUUGCCAAACUUGUAUAGUUGACUCGACCAAUACUGUAAAAUGUACAAAAUGUCUAUCAAACGAGUUUUCACUCCAACCAACUGGGAUUUGUUUGUCAUGUUCAGCAGCAACAUUUCCUAAAUGCGUUACAUGCAGUGAAACUCCUACAAAUGGACAAGCAAUAUGUCAUAGUUGCGAAAAAGGUUACAAUUUAUUAGGCAAUAAUAAGGUUUGUCAAUCAUGCGAAAUUGAUGGUUGUAAUCAAUGUAUAUAUGGAAAAGUUUGUGAAUCUUGUAAACCAGGUUUUAAUCUCCAUAAUUUCAAUAGACAAUGUUCCAGGAAAUGUUUUGAAUGUAGAGGAAGUUUGGAAGAUUGCGGAAAAGAUAUAUCAAAUUUGCAGAACUCAACAGAUAAAAUUCGCUUAAUUGAUUGCGGAAUAGGGGAUUGUUGGGCUCACAGAGUAUCAACAAAUUCAUUGUUAACAUUUGAAAGGAAUUGUUCUAUUGAUAUCUGCACAUCUUCAACAACAAAUGAGCAUUGUAAAUCUGUUAAUGGUGUAACUCAAUGUUCCAAGUGUUGUUCAGGAGAGAAAUGUAACAUUUGGGAAUUGGAUGGAAAGGCAGGUGUAGAAAGAUGUGCAAGUUUCUCAAUGUUUAUAAUUUACACAUCCUUUAUCACUUUUACAUAUUUAUUAUAUUAAUUUUUGAGAUUAAAUUUGAGUUAAAAUGUCUUCAAUGUUGUAGAAGGAGGACACUUCUCUACGAAAGAGAGAUUGUAAAUUAACAGUUACUGAUUAUGUAUGUUUUAUUCCUUUCAAAAAUCCUGCACUGUGAUCCAUAAAACAGUAGCCACCUUGAUCUUAGAAUUUCAUCAGGAAUUCCAAAGAUUUAUUUUAUGUAGUCAUCCUAAAGAUAGAUAGUUUGUAUUAGCAGGUUACCCAGUUACCAAACUAGAAUCUAACAUUAAAGUUUAGAUUAUUAUUAGAUUAUUAGAGGAAUAAUAGCAAAAAUCUAUUACUUAUAGUGCAGGAGGAAAACUUUUCCAUUAACCACCCAUUGAUGGUGAAUCUCUUGCUACGAUUAAGUAAAACUGUCACUGUUGACACAUAUGGAAAAAAAAUAUGAUAAUGAAUGUAUUGAAGAGGUAUUAUACUAUAUGUUAACUAAAGAAAAGAAUAGAUAAUAGCAAUAAAUACAGUAUAAGAAGUCUGGAUUAAUAAUUCAUCAUAUAAUAUCCUUCCAAGCCUAUAAUCAUCCCAGAAUUAAGAUAUUUUCUUCUCUAUAUCACCAU
Molecule: messenger RNA, 5961 nt
Organism: Dimorphilus gyrociliatus
Lineage: Eukaryota; Metazoa; Annelida; Polychaeta; Dinophilidae
Source: the annotation of a GenBank genome assembly